AUGGCCAGCGCCAAGGUCAAGGAGCAUGGACCUAAGCUUGAACCUGAUGGAGUUAAGGACUUAAAGCUUGAACCAGUGGAGCAGCUUGAACGUGAGGGAAGUAAGCUUGUAGCUGAGAAUGAGCUUGAACCGGAGCUUGUAGCUGAGGAAGCUUUAGCUGCACCAAUGGAAUUGGUUACUCAUUCCAGAGUUAAUCUUGAGCUAAAAUGGAGACAACCUGAUCCCUGAGCCACUUUGAAGCUAGGCACCAUGGUGUCCGAGAAGGAUGAUGAAGAGGAAUCAAGCAAGAGCCUCAACGAAACCAUGCUGGAACAAAUCAAGAAGAUGAUGAUUGAGGAGUUUGAUCGGAGGGAACAUGUUAAAGAAGGAAAGCAGAAGCAACCUAAGGAUCCGGUCACAUCUAAGAAGAAACCAGUUGGGGAUCUUAGUGGUUACAGGAUGAUGAUUCCGCCAUUCCUUGGGAACAAUGAUCCGGAUGUAUAUCUGGAUUGGGAGAAGAAGUGCGAGAUUACCUUCAACCGACAUAACAUAGCUGACAUCAACCGAGUAAAACUAGCAGCUAUGGAGCUCAAGUAUUAUGCUCUAAGUUGGUGGAAACAGGUUGAGACUUUUAAGAAAAUCGCUAGAAGGAGACAGAGCGCCCUAGUACCGCCUAACGAGUUUUAG
This is a messenger RNA of Microthlaspi erraticum, 666 nucleotides long. Lineage: Eukaryota; Viridiplantae; Streptophyta; Magnoliopsida; Brassicales; Brassicaceae. The record is from the annotation of a GenBank genome assembly.